Molecule: messenger RNA, 1556 nt
Organism: Anoplopoma fimbria (sablefish)
Lineage: Eukaryota; Metazoa; Chordata; Actinopteri; Perciformes; Anoplopomatidae
Product: fructose-1,6-bisphosphatase 1-like
Exons: 7
Coding region: 91-1110 (339 amino acids)
Biological process (GO): gluconeogenesis; fructose 1,6-bisphosphate metabolic process; fructose 6-phosphate metabolic process
Cellular component (GO): cytoplasm; cytosol
Molecular function (GO): fructose 1,6-bisphosphate 1-phosphatase activity
Source: RefSeq, a predicted model, not a curated record
UGGUGUCCACGCCACAGUUCCGCGUCUGGAGAGCCUUUAAGUCCUGCAGCUCUUCCUCCAAACCCUCCAAACCCUGCUCUCCUCUCCAGCAUGUCGGACCAGGCAGCCAUCGACACCAACGUGGUCACAAUGACCACGUUUGUCAUGGAGCAGGGCAGGAAGGCGAAAGGCACCGGGGAGCUGACCACGCUGCUCAACUCCCUGUGCACGGCGGUGAAGGCCAUCUCCAGCGCCGUGCGGAAGGCCGGGAUUGCGCAUCUUUAUGGCAUCGCUGGCAGCACCAACGUGACCGGUGACCAGGUGAAGAAGCUGGACAUUCUGUCCAACGACCUGAUCAUCAACAUGAUCAAGUCGUCUUUCACAUCCUGCGUGCUGGUGUCCGAGGAGAACGAGAAGGCCAUCAUCAUAGAGCCGGAAACGAGGGGGAAAUACAUUGUGUGCUUUGACCCUCUGGACGGCUCCUCCAACAUCGACUGUCUCGUCUCCAUCGGAACCAUCUUUGCCAUCUACAAAAAGUACACAGAUGAUGAGCCGUGUGAGAAGGACGCCCUGCAGCCCGGCAGGACGCUCGUUGCCGCCGGUUACGCCCUCUACGGCAGCGCAACCAUGAUGGUGAUCUCCACCGGACAGGGAGUCAACGGCUUCAUGCUCGACCCGGCAAUCGGUGAAUUCAUCCUGGUGGAUCGGGACAUUAAAAUCAAAAAGAGAGGAAAGAUUUACAGCUUGAAUGAAGGCUACGCGAUGCACUUUGACCCGGCUGUCACAGAGUACCUGCAGAAGAAGAAGUUCCCUCAGGAUGGCACGGAGCCGUACGGCGCCCGCUACAUCGGCUCCAUGGUGGCUGAUGUCCACCGAACGCUGAUGUACGGAGGCAUCUUUUUAUACCCAGGAAAUGUGAAGAGCCCUCUAGGAAAGCUGCGGCUGCUGUACGAAGGAAACCCCAUGGCCUUCAUCAUGGAGCAGGCGGGCGGCAUGGCCUCCACCGGCCUCGAGCUCCUUCUGGACAUCCAGCCCGAUAGCAUCCACCAGCGGGCUCCCGUGGCCAUGGGCUCCACCGAGGACGUCAUGGAGUACGUGGCCAUCUGCCAGAAACAUGCCAAGAAGAAGUGAGAGAGCACCGACUCGCUCUCACAAACCACCACUGAGAGAAAAAAACACACCUGGUAUCUCCAAACUGGAAGUCUUCCUCACUUUGAGCUAGAUGUAAAUUAGUUUGAAGUUGGGUUUUUUUCUCAGUUAAAUAACCAAAUUUGGAGUCACAAGGUUUUUAAAGCUAUACCAGCAAUAUUCAUGUUCUGCUGACGGAUAAAAGUAAGAAGGUGGUUCAGUAGAAACAUGAAAACUGUGGCUCAAAACCCCAAUCACGCACACAAACACACACAUUCUACCAAAGACCAAAAAUGUGCCGAAAAACAAGUUUUUAUUCCUCUUUACCUCCAAUAUAAUAAACAUAUAUUCUAAUCGUGUGAAGGACCAAAUAAGAAACCUCUAUGCAACAAAACCUGAUGCCUUUUUAUUAUGUGAACUACUGCUGUUUGGAAUGAUGAAGUCUCAAU